AAUAAAUUGAUUGCUCCUACCUGAAUGUAAAAAUGCAUUAUUACACAGUUCAGUCAAGGUAGGCGAGUUUAAAAGAAAAAUGCUUUGAUCGUGGUAAUCAUAUCUGACUUGUAUUAGACAGGAAUAAGGGUGCUCUAAAGAAUAGUUAAACAAGCAAAAUGGCGUCAAUAUGCAGAAGACAUAGAAGUCGGUAUCCAUCACCCCCGCCGUCCUCCGGUUCAGAUAGUUCACUCAAGAAAUCCAAACGUCCGUUUCUGUCACCACCCCCUUCGUCCAGAACUCUCGACCAGGAUUUCCACUUCUACUGCUUCCCAUGUGAUAGUCAUGGACUACGAAAAGAGGCACAUGCUUACUGUGAGAGCUGCACGGAAUUUCUGUGCCAAACGUGUUACAAGCAUCAUCGUAAAGCAAAAGCAUUGCGCAAACAUAAGCUGUUACAGAAAGAAAAGAUGUACCAAGAGAAGCUGCUUAGGUCUAAAUCAAUGACCGAUUGCUCAGGAAAAUGUCCGAAACAUCCCGAGGAAAUAGUCACGUGGUACUGCCAGGUUCAUUUUCAGUCUGGGUGUCACAUAUGCAAAGAGGAACAUCAUGGCGACCGUUUCUCUGAGUGUGAAGCAGAAUCAGAUGACGGCGCUAAAGAAGACUAUGUCAAAGAGCUCGAUACACUGGACAGUAAAGCUGAUCAAAAGAUAGCAAAAGCAAGGAAAAACCGUGAAGAUGCUAAAGAAUAUUAUAAUGCAGAGGCUGAGAAAAUCAGGCGUUUGAGAAAUAUGUUAAAGGACCAUUUAGACUCGCUUGAAAACAAUGUUAUAACAGAUUCUAAGAAAAUAUUAGAAGAGGAUAACACAGCUAUGGAAACUAUCAUAAAGGAAUGUAGUGCUGCGAAAGACGAAAUACAAAUAAUGAGAAACAACAUUUCAAAAGGUAAACUGGACAAGUCUUUUCCUCUGCUAAAGAACUAUCCCGACUUUGUCAAAACCAAAGCUAUUCUGAGUCAAAACGACAAGUGUAACAGUGUACGAAGAUACCACUUCGAACCAGAUGAAGGCAUGUUUCAGUACAUUCUUGGUUGUACCGAUAUUGGAAUCAUGCAUGUAGCAGAAGAAUCUGAAAUGUCCACUGAGUAUAUAGAUGAUGAUGUUAAAACUGAAUCAUCUGCCACAACAAUUGAUGAAGACGAAGCGCCUGCCACAACAAAUGACGAAGAUUCCAAUACAGAAGAGCCUAAAGCACAAGGAACCAUCAGCGUCAAAUCUAAAUCCGACAAAAAGCGCUGUUAUAUUACCGGUAUGUCCGUCCUAUCAAACGACGAAAUAGUUAUUGCCGACAGCCACAACAACAGCAUCAAAAUGAUUGAUAUCAACGAGAAGAAAAUCACGGCAGAUGUUAAACUUUCCUUCAGUCCACAAGAUUUAACAGUGAUUAACAAGAACCAAAUCGCUGUCACUUUACCAUGCGCUUUUCUCAGUAUGAUUCAGCUGGUUUCCAGAUUUGGUCCAUUCAGAUGGAAAACAAGUCAUAGCUUGAAGGCAAAUGGGAAUUGUUACGGAAUAACAAGUACUGCGGAUAAACUCAUCGUUUCCUUCACCGGACCCCCUAAGAUUGAAAUAUUAGGACUGCAAGGGGAUGUCCAAAAGACAAUAGAUACCACUACAGAUGGACAAAACUUGUUCAUUCAACCCUGGCACUUGGCAAUUUCCCCAGACGAGAAGUAUAUUUAUGUUUCUGAUAGGGGCAAUAGGUCUUUGACGAGAGUUCCAACGAACGGUGAUAUGGAUGACGUUAUUCAAGUUUCACAAGUGACCGGUUGGUACUUUUCACCAGAAGGUGUCACUGUAGCUGACGACACCGUGUUGGUGUGUGAUAUGGAGUCUGAAACAGGCAACGUGUAUGCUUUCACGGAAGAUCUGACAGAGAAGGGAGUAGUUUACGACAACAAUGACGGGUUACGGCACCCCAAGACAAUUUGCUACUCUUGUUACCAAAAUAAAGUAUUCAUAACGUGUCAUGGUGACAAAGUAAGAAGUAAGAUGUUCGUUUUUAAACUGUAGGUGGUGUAUCAUUGAAAGAAACAUACAAUUAAACUUAACAUGAGACGUUAAUACUAACAGUUUAAAAUAUGGUAAAAAAAGAGAUUUAUACAAGAAUAACAUUUACUUGUAAAUAUGAUUACACAAAUGAUUUGUACCGAAUAUAUUGGAAAAUGCACAUGACGAACUAUUAAUUGUACAGCACAAACUAGUAAAUGCACAUCACAACCUAAGAUAUGUACAGGACAAACUAGUCUAUGUACAUAACAAACUGCUUUAUCUACAUAACAAAUUGUGAUUGGUACCGAAUAUAUUGAAAAAUGUACAUGACGAACUAAUUAAUUGUACAGCACAAACUAGUGAAUGCACAGCACAAACUAAAAUAUGUACAGGAUAAACUAGCAAAUGUACAUAACAAAAUGCUUUAUCUACAUAACAAAUAUGACUUGUACAGAAUAUAUUGGAAAUGGCACAUGACGAACUAAUAAUUAUCACGCAAAGGCAGUUUAGGCGUUCCAUAUUAUGACUCGAUAAGUAUUCCUAUACUUACGUCAAUGUCCUAUUGCUUGUGUUGUUAUGUCUGUAUGUAUGUGUAUGAUUGUUUCUUGUGUAACAUCUGCAAUAAAAUAUUCUUAAACUAAAUUAGUAACAAUGUCUGACCAUUAUUGUUAAGAAAAUUGUCAAAAUUUAGGCGUCAGGUAAUCGUUACAAAAAUAACGUGUCAUAAAUAUAAUCAAACAUUAUCAUGUCACUUCCAUUCAGGUUUUGAAUGAUAAAAUUUCUUCUAUGAAUUAAGUAGAAUUAUUAUUCGACUUUUCACAAUUCGAUUGUAUUAAAAAUUAUCUAUGACAUUUGCAAUGAUACGCGACCUGGCGGCCUAGCGGACUUGCGGCCUGGCAUAAUGGAAUAUUUCUAUUAAAAGAAUGAUUUGUACUGUAAGAUAAAUAUGAAAAAGAAUGUUGCUUAACUUUGAAAAAUUGCAACACGGCCCUUAAGUUUACAAUUACUACAAAGAAAUUGACAUACAGCAGUACCGUAGCCAGACGCAAAUUGUAACCGGGGCAGUGCUCCCUCCACCCGAAACGAAAAGCGGUAUAUGUGCGAUUGUCUGCGGGUUUUUUUUUUAGGGGGGGGGGGGGGGGUAUUGAUGUGGCUACUCUAUUGUUCUCUAUAUAGUUCCUUUAGCCACGUUAAAGAAAAAUAGCCACAUUAAAGUUUACGGAAUGAAUUAAAUCAAACAAAAUUUCCUAUUGUUCGUAUAGCCACCUAAGUACACAAAUGUAAGCUCGGACAGAUGAACGGACGGACAGAUUAACGGACGGAGGGCAUUUCUAUAAAAUCCUCCGGUGUUCCACUGGUAGGGGUGUAGUAAGUGUAAACUUAGGGCGGCGUUGCAAUUUUUCAAUUUUUAGGCAACAUUCCUUUUCAUAUUUAUUUUGCAGUACAAAUCAUUCUUUUAAAAGAAAUAUUCUAUUUUGCCAGGCCGCCAGGCCGUUGGAUCCGAAAUUCUCAAAGUAUUUUAAAUUAACGUUUUGUGUAUUUUAUUGUACAAAGAUUUGAUAUAUACAUGACUGUUUGUUAAGGUAUUAGACCCGUAAUAGAGUACCUCCUUUUUGAAGAGUAUUCAAUUCCUACAUAAGCCUACUUUGACUGUAAUUUUCAGGAGGGGCGUAGGUUCAAGUCCCACUUGGACCAAUGUUUUCCCCUUAUUUUCCUUUUUUUCUAGCAAGUUUUUACUUCUUUGAAGACUUAUUGUAGAUUUAUUGUACAAAAGUGGAAAAUUUUCAUUUGAUAAGCGAUUUCUUGCUGUUCAAAGAAAAUUCACCUCUGAAACAGAAGUGGUAGAGUUAGACAUCUUAAAAAAUACAGAGUUACAUGCGGUAAAAGUUCUCUUUUUUGCCUUCACUCUUUAGACUAGAUAUUGUGGAAGAAAUGUAGGUAGGUUUUAUUUCUGCCUCAAAGUUAUUUUUGAAUGAAGUGAGCAAAAUUCGACCUAAAUUUUUCAAUGUUGGAGUUAGAAUUCUGUCUCAUUAAAUCCGUUUACUUGAGUUACCCUAGAAAAAAAAAACAUAUUGACAAGUUUUAUUUUGUGUUUUAUAAUUGUUUACCUGUAGUUUGAUGUUUCUUUUAAAAUAAAUAGUAUAAUGAAUUCUCUGCAAACGUUUUGUAUAGUGGCCAUCACUUUGAAAUUUGUCUCUACUUGAGCUUGAGGAAAUAUCAUAAAUUAUACAAAAUUCAUAAAAAACGGCACGGUAAAAGUUGUUUAAAAAUUGCAACACAGUGCGAAACGCGGUCAACUUUAAGAAUAUACCAAGCAAAUGCCAUUUUGUAAACACUACUAUUAGGGGUCUAUAUACAUUAAUUUCAUUUUAGUCAGUGAACUCUCAAAGCUGCGUUGCAAAUAUUCAAAGUUAAGAAACAUUCUUUUUAUGCUAAUGUUUGUAUUCAUAGUUUUCUUUAUAUUUAUCUUACUGUAUAGAUGCUUGUUUCAAAGGAAAUUUCCGAUUAUCCAAGGCCGCUAGGCCGCCGGGCCGCCGGGCCGCCAGGCCGCAGGAACGGAAAUUUUCAGAAAAAUUAAAAUGUUAUUUUGUGUGUUUUAUUGAACAUAAAUUAACUAUAUACAUGACUUAAGAAAUAAUUUAUAGCAAAAGAGUGCUUUAACACUAUUUAUGCACGAUGGGUGGUUAUACGUCGGACGUAAUAAUUUUACGAGAGCGCUGCUUGAGCGAAAUUAUUUGAACGACGUAUUACCACCGAGUGUAUAAAAAGUGUUAAAGUACGCUUGUGCUGUAAAUUAUUUCGAUUCUAAUAUGCCCUUAAUCUCAAACACUAGAUAAAAUACAGAAGCGCUCUUUCUUGGGCGCGGCAAAAACUUGACAUCACCGCACGUUAACGUGACGUCAUUGUAACGUAAGAGUGUUUUAACAGAGACAAGCAUAUUAGAAUGUUUGUUAAUUUAUUUGUAGUAAGUCUUCUCUCAAAGGCUGUAUUGCACUAUUUAGUUAAAGUUUAGUAACAUUCUAUUUUAUGCUUUUUAUGGGUUUUAACAUUUGUAGUUUUCUUUAUAUUUACCUUAUCAUACAAAUCAUUCUUUAAAAAGAAAUACAAGAUUAUGCUAGGCCGCCGGGCCACUGGAUCCGAAAUUUUCAGGGUAAUUAAAAAUGCUGUUUUGUUUUAUAUAUGAACAAAGCUUUAUUUUAUACAUGACAGUUUAUUUAUUUCUUUUUAGUAAAUGUACUCGCAAAGGCUGCGUUGCAAAUUUUUAAGCAACAUUCUUUUUUAUGCUUAAUUGUGAUUUAACGUUUGUAUUCAUAGUUAUUUUCAUAUUUAUCUUAUUAUACAAAACAAUACACGAUUAAUGCCAGGCCGCUAGGUUGCUUACUUCAGGCCGCUAGUCGGCUGACUUCAGGCCGCUGGGCCGCCAACUUCAGUGAAAUAAUUGCCGGGGCUUUCAUAUCCUGUUAUAUUCUAAUCAUUCGAAAUAUAACGAAGCUUUAAACAUUGUGUACUCAGUUCAUGCUAUACUUUCCAUUUAGUUUCCGGCUAAAACGAAACUUGGUAUACAUCAUCAACAUGAAGCGGACAUGCGCAUAUUUUCGAAAUUAUCAUAUCCUGUUAUUUUGAUUAUUUGGAAAUAUAACAACUUCACAGCA
Messenger RNA from Mercenaria mercenaria, 5683 nucleotides. RefSeq lists its product as uncharacterized. Bases 159 to 2051 code for a protein of 630 amino acids. The transcript is spliced from 2 exons. Gene Ontology annotation, molecular function: zinc ion binding; protein binding. The record is from RefSeq and is a predicted model, not a curated record. NCBI's taxonomy places the organism in Eukaryota, Metazoa, Mollusca, Bivalvia, Venerida, Veneridae.